This is a messenger RNA of Prorocentrum cordatum, 649 nucleotides long. Lineage: Eukaryota; Dinophyceae; Prorocentrales; Prorocentraceae. The record is from the annotation of a GenBank genome assembly.
GGCACCGGCGAGCAGCCUCUGGCGGAGCAGCCCGCCGAGCCGCCGAAGGAGAACGGCGACGAGCAGGUCGAGAGGGAGAAGGAGUAUGCCCCGGAGGAAGAGAGGGCAAAGAAGAAGCCAAGAGAGCCGUCUCCGACCAGGUCUGGCACUUCUGGCACGUCGGGCACAGGCACGGAGACAACAGCCACUUCGACAACCGUCUCUACAGCAACCUCGCCGCUGACCACCAGCAUCGCUUCAUCGGUAGAGGCAGUGGGGCCCGAAGCCAGUCGGGCUACCAAGAAGAUUACAACGCUGGGAGCAAGUACGACAACACUGGCGCCUACCACUACCACGGAGCCAGCAACACUUACAACGAGCGCCUCUACCACGAGGAAGACGACGGUCCCGACCACCACCAAGAGUAUCAAGGUGGUCGCUGAAGGUCCAGCAGACGAGGGUGACGGGUCUGUCCAAUCUGGAGACGUAAUUUUUCUGAAGACCCACACUGGCUACUACGUGGACGCGCAAGGCGGCAAGGUCCGCGCUCGACAGAAGAAGCAGGGGGAGUGGCAGCGUAUGACUAUCACGAAAGAGGGAGGCGGGACAAUCUGGUCCGAAGACACCGUCUUCCUUCGGACCAAUACUGGGAAGAACCUCAACGUCGACG